AUGCAAUUCCAGUGUUUCACGGGUUAUUUAUCGUUAUUUAUUGUUUUCGCCUGCCAGUUCGGGAUCCUUACUUCUGAAAUUAUUCAACCGAAGUGCCGUGAUUCAGAAGCACCUUUCUCACCUGCAGGCGAAAUACAAUUUUGUGAAGCCUAUGCAGACUUCGGCUGCUGUACACACGAACAAGACGAAGCAGUCCGAAUAUACGUUGAAUCUGAGUGGACGAAACUCGAAAGUGUGGACUCGAAUUUACUUCCGUAUUGUUACGACUAUUUAAAGAAUUUAACCUGCCUGCAAUGCUCUCCGUACAGUUUUGGUAUGUUUUUCAACGAAGUCGUUAAUGGAGAGAUCAAAUUUGCAGAGCACCCCAAGUUAUGCGAUGAACUUGUUACUGAUAUCACCAACGCUUGUCCCGAAAUUGCCAGACACUUUGAAGUCGGAGCAAACACAAUCGGUGAUGAACGAGCAGACGACAGUGACGGUAGUUGUUACCCUAUCAUCGAGUCGGAAAAACCUACAGGCGAACUGGACGGCGUUUGUCUGAAAGAACUGGCCGGCGGUCUGCGUAACCCCCUAGCAUUAGUUCAUGCAGGGGAUAAAAGCGAUCGUUUGUUCAUAGUUGAACACAUCGGUGUUAUACGAAUCAUGGAAAAGGGCGGCGAACUGCGUGACGAACCGUUUAUUGAUCUUCAAGAGAAGGUGUUCACGACUGAUACACCUGGGGACGAACGAGGACUGCUUAGUCUAGCCUUUCAUCCCAAAUUCUCAACAAAUGGUUAUUUUUACGUUUACUAUAGCAGAGUUGCAUCAGGUGAAUUCGACCAUCGUAGCGUAGUAUCAAGAUUUACAGUGCACGCAACGAAUACAAACAAGGCUGAUUUGUCUAGUGAAAUGGUCAUUUUGGAAAUAAAUCAACCUGGAGCUACAGAGAAUGGUGGUCAACUUGUAUUUGGUAAAGAUGGAUAUCUUUAUAUCACUGUGGGAUACGGUGGUGCUGAUGAUGAAAUGGCUGCUGAUAAAUCCAAUCUACUUGGCAGUAUACUAAGAAUUGAUGUUGAUACUGAAGAUGAUGAUGAACCUUAUCAAAUACCCAUUGAUAAUCCAUUUGUAAACGUAGUUGGUGCUAGGCCUGAGAUAUAUGCAUAUGGAUUUCACAAUCCGUGGAGAUGUUCAGUGGAUCCUGGUUCACUACCAGAUGGCAACGAUGGAGGUACAAUAUUCUGUGGUGAUGUUGGUGAUAACAUAGCAGAGGAAAUUAAUGUAAUUCAUAAAGGUAGUUACUAUGGAUGGUAUCACCGGGAAGGACAUCUUUGUCGAUUGAAUGAUGAAGAGAAAGAAAUGUGUGAUAAUCUUGAUGAUAUGCAUAAUGAUGACCAGCUGCCAAUUCAUUUCUAUGAACACACACCUGAGACUGGUAAUGUUAAUGCCGUUGUUGGUGGCUUUGUUUACAGAGGAUGCCAGUCACCAAAUCUGAAAGGCUUUUAUAUAUAUGCUGAUUACAUUUUAGGUAAACUGUGGUAUUUAACACAGAACUCAAGUGGCCAAUGGAUAAACCAUGAUCUCAGUUUUGGUAACAAGGAUGUCUGUAACUAUGGUUACCAAGGCCCAUGGGAUAAACAUCAUUUUAUUCUGGCAUUUGGGGAAGAUGAACAAGGAGAGGUAUACAUGAUGACAACCACGAGUGUGAGUAAUACUGAUCCCACUGGUACUAUCUACCAGAUUGUUGAUCCGGCUCGCCGUACGGAUCCAUCAACAUGUAGCCAGAUAGAUUCCAUCACUAUUGGAGAGGAAGAAUUCCCGGUGUUGUCGGCAGCCAGCAAAUGCACCAUGACGUAUGCCUUAAUGGCCGUUUCUGUUUUCUCUCAAUUCUUCUCAAGUUUUUGA
Molecule: messenger RNA, 1881 nt
Organism: Saccoglossus kowalevskii
Lineage: Eukaryota; Metazoa; Hemichordata; Enteropneusta; Harrimaniidae
Product: HHIP-like protein 2
Source: RefSeq, a predicted model, not a curated record